Molecule: messenger RNA, 678 nt
Organism: Cladophialophora carrionii CBS 160.54
Lineage: Eukaryota; Fungi; Ascomycota; Eurotiomycetes; Chaetothyriales; Herpotrichiellaceae
Exons: 2
Coding region: 1-678 (225 amino acids)
Molecular function (GO): acyltransferase activity, transferring groups other than amino-acyl groups
Source: RefSeq, a predicted model, not a curated record
AUGUCUCACACUGCCCACGCCAUCGAGGGGGCGAGGACGUGGACACGCGAUGGAUUCCUGGUAUCGACAGACUCGUCACUGAUCCCCGUGGAAGACCUCAAUAAAGCCUUUGCAUCUGAUACGCUAUACUGGGCUUCACCACUGCCAGGUCCAGUCAUGCGAGACAUGCUGGACAACUGUAUUUGCUUUGGUCUUUACUCGCCGACACCGGCACCGCCUGCGCCUGCGCCCGUGGAUAACGCCAUCUCGGCGUCUACAGCGCCAGACCCAGCAGAGAUUUUGCAUGAAAUUGCUGGACACGUCAAGCCGGCAUCGAGCAGUGAGCCAACGAGCCAUCGGACGCCAUCCAAGGACGUGGAGCAGCAGCGGCGGCAGACCCAGGACCAAGAACAGCCCUCGUUGAUUGGCUUUGCUCGCUUGAUCACCGAUGGGGUCACUUUCGCGUACCUGACGGAUGUGUACACGUUGCCAGAAUGGCAAGGUCAGGGGCUUGGGAAAUGGCUGAUCUCUUGCGUGCAGGAGGUCGUCGAAGACAUGCCCCAUCUGAGGAGGUCCAUGUGUAUCGUUGGCCAUGGGAAAGAGAAGGGUAUAGAGUUUUAUGGGAGCCUGAUGAAGAUGACGCCGCUAACGGAGCCGGCCAUGGUAUUGUCCUGGAAAGGGCCUGCGAACACCUUCUGA